ACCCAAACGCACAACCAACCGGAUUAGGUGAAACCCGAUUCCAUUAUCCAUUGAAGACCCAAAUCGAUCGCUUUGUUCAGGGAGAGAGAGAGAUGUGGGAAUCGAUCUGCUUGACGUUGGCGGCGACCGCUGGUAAUAACAUCGGCAAGGUCCUCCAGAAAAAGGGCACCAUCAUUCUUCCUCCUCUCUCUUUCAAGCUCAAGGUGAUAAGAGCAUAUGCUUUCAACAAAUCUUGGUUGAUUGGCUUUCUAAUGGAUAUAUUUGGGGCAAUUUUGAUGCUGAGGGCGCUAUCUCAAGCUCCUGUAUCCGUUAUCCAGCCAGUUUCUGGCUGCGGACUUGCUAUUCUUUCUAUCUUUUCGCACUUUUAUCUGAAGGAAGUCAUGAAUCCUAUUGAUUGGAUGGGGAUUACUUUGGCCGGAAUUGGUACAAUAGGAGUUGGCGCUGGAGGUGAGGAGCAAGAGGCUACUGCCAUAUCUAUUCUUCAUUUACCGUGGCUGGCAUUCAUUGCUGCCAUCUUGUUUGUACUUCUCAAUGGAUGGCUUCGUAUGUACAAACGCCAACGAAGAGAACAGGAGAUGAUGGAGUAUGAAGUUGUUGAAGAAAUUAUAUAUGGCUUGGAAUCCGGCAUUUUGUUUGGGAUGGCAUCUGUGAUAUCAAAGAUGGGAUUUGUAUUUUUGGAGCAGGGCUUCCACAGGAUGCUGGUACCUAUAUGCAUUUCAAUCAGUGUAUCUUGUAGUGGUACAGGAUUUUAUUAUCAGACUCGCGGUCUAAAACAUGGAAGAGCAAUUGUAGUAUCCACAUGUGCUGCUGUGGCAUCAAUUGUUACUGGUGUACUUGCUGGCAUGCUUGCGUUAGGUGAACGAUUACCUACAGCACCAACUGCUCGGGUUUCACUUCUGCUUGGAUGGUUACUUAUUAUUAUAGGCGUGAUUUUACUAGUGAGUUCAACACGGUUGCUGAGACACCUUCCACGGCCAUUACAACAUUUUAUACAAAGUGGUGUUGGCAGGAAUUUCAGCCUUAGACGUUCUGGAUCUGUUCGUGUUAGGGAUACAAACCCAAGUGCUGUUAUCCAGGCAGCCACAUUGCAUCAUUUGAUAUCAUCUUCUCCCAAAGAGAAGGCUUGAAUUGACAAUAGUGAGAGGAUUUUUGCGUAUGUGUCCAUGUUAAGAUUCUUGUUGAUGGGGGUUGUAGAUGACAAGAAGUAUCUCCAUGACUCAGAUCUUGAUUGAGGUUGGGUUGAUUAAUACGGUCCUGCUUACUGGUCUUAAGAGGGCGUGGAGCUUUUUAGGUCAUUCCUUCUAUAAGACAUGCUUUGCUUGAUUUGUUCUGUAAUCUUUGUAGUUUGAAACUCUUGGCUACAUUCCAUUCAGUCAAUUUUUUUUUUUUUUUUUUUUUUGGUAUACUUAGGAUGGUGAUCUUAGUUACUGUAUAGAAUGGUUAAAGGGCUUUGGUUGUAUGUAAAUGACUCUCAGAAUGACUUUCUGCGUU
This is a messenger RNA of Corylus avellana, 1491 nucleotides long. RefSeq names its product magnesium transporter, putative (DUF803). NCBI's taxonomy places the organism in Eukaryota, Viridiplantae, Streptophyta, Magnoliopsida, Fagales, Betulaceae. Gene Ontology annotation, cellular component: membrane. Gene Ontology annotation, biological process: magnesium ion transport. Gene Ontology annotation, molecular function: magnesium ion transmembrane transporter activity. The record is from RefSeq and is a predicted model, not a curated record.